Dictyostelium discoideum AX4 is the source of this 1128-nucleotide messenger RNA. RefSeq lists its product as hypothetical. Lineage: Eukaryota; Evosea; Eumycetozoa; Dictyosteliales; Dictyosteliaceae. The record is from RefSeq and is a predicted model, not a curated record. The transcript has a single exon. The coding region runs from base 1 to 1128 and encodes 375 amino acids. Gene Ontology annotation, cellular component: membrane.
AUGAAAAAUAAAUUAUUUAUUAUUUUAAUUAUUUUUAUUAUUUUAAAAAUUGUUAUAUGUCAAAAUACUACCCCAUCUAAGUUAAUACCACAACAACAACAAAAACAAAAACAACAACAAACACAGCCUCACCACCACCACCAUCACCAUCAACAACACCAACAACACCAACAACAACACCAACCAAACCAACAAAUAAAACAACAACAACAACCACAACAACAACAAUUACAACAACAACAAAAGCAAUUAGAACAACAACAACAGCAACAAAAAAUUCAACAACAACAGCAACCACAACAGCAAUUACUACAACAACAACAACAUUUCCCAAAUUCCCAAAAUGUAAUAAAAACCCCACCACAUCAUACUCAACAAAGAGUACCACAUCACCAUGGUCCCAAUGGUGCACCACAUCAUCAUGGUCCAAAUGGCGCUCCACAUCACCAUGGUCCCAAUGGUGCUCCACAUUAUCAUAGUCCAAAUGCUGCUCCACAUAGUGGUCAUAAUACCCAAGGGCAUGUUCAAACAAAUCAUGUAAAUAAUAUCAACAAAAACAAUAUUAAUAAUAAUAAUAAUAAUAAUAAUAAUAAUAAUAAUAAUAAUAAUAAUAAUAAUAAUAAUAAUAUUAAUGAUAAUAAAAAUAUAAGAAAUAAUAUACCAUCACCAGCUACAAAAGAUCCAAAUCCAUUUAUUAAUAAUAAACCAAAAGUAAAUAGUAAUACUCCUCAACCUUUUCCUCAUCCUCCUCAUAAUCAUAAUUUGGUAAAUGGUGGUCGUCCAGUUAUUCAUAAGCAAAUACCACCUCAUCACCAUAUACCAAUGGGAGGUGGUAAUAUUCAAUCUAAUCAACAUUUUCAAGGUUUUCAACCAAGUCAAGUUUUUACUGGUUCUCAACCAUCAUCAAAUUCAGCAUCACCUAUUUUAUUUAAUUCUGAAAAUCCAUUUUAUAAAGAAGAAUAUUAUAAGCAUCCAGAGAAACAAGUUGAACGUAAAAUCACUCCAAUUAUGGUUUUAUACAUUCUAUUAGCUUCAACAAUGGUAAUUCAAUUAUUUAUAAUGGUUUUUAAACAAGUUAAACAUAUUAGAGAAAUAAAUGCUAAAACAACUAUGGAAUCAUUAUUAUAA